Messenger RNA from Pelodiscus sinensis (Chinese soft-shelled turtle), 4104 nucleotides. RefSeq names its product DAB adaptor protein 2 (gene DAB2). Gene Ontology annotation, molecular function: cargo receptor activity; clathrin-cargo adaptor activity. Lineage: Eukaryota; Metazoa; Chordata; Testudines; Trionychidae. Gene Ontology annotation, cellular component: cytoplasm; intracellular membrane-bounded organelle; clathrin-coated pit. The record is from RefSeq and is a predicted model, not a curated record. Gene Ontology annotation, biological process: positive regulation of endocytosis; negative regulation of canonical Wnt signaling pathway; receptor-mediated endocytosis.
AAAAUCAUCACAGCACAUUCCUGGGUAGUCCUCAGCUGCCAGCAUCUGAUUAAAACCAUAUCUCUCGCUGUGAGUGGCUAGCUCAGCUGAAGGCUGGAAUACAACUGAAUAUUUAGCCGGGCCCACGGUGUCAGCUAGUCUGCCGGCUGCCGCCCGAGGAUUACGCAGGAGUAGCUCGGAGCUAGUCUGUGAAGUAUUAUGCCUGCCUGAUCGCUGCUGGGACUUCCAACCCAUAGCAAGUAUCACUUUAAUGUUCUGGAGUUGAGGCUAGCCUCCAUCUCACAAUGUCUAACGAAGUAGAAACCACUAAUGUCAACAAUCAGCCUGAACAGCAGGCAGCCCCAAAAGCACCUGCAUCAAAGAAAGAGAAAAAGAAGGGAUCAGAAAAAACAGAUGAAUUUCUUCUGGCCAGAUUCAAAGGGGAUGGAGUAAGAUACAAAGCCAAGCUGAUUGGCAUUGAUGAUGUUCCAGAAGCAAGAGGAGACAAAAUGAGCCAAGAUUCAAUGAUGAAGCUGAAGGGAAUGGCAGUAGCUGCCCGCUCCCAGGGACAGCACAAACAGAGGAUCUGGGUGAACAUCUCCCUUUCUGGUAUCAAGAUAAUUGAUGAGAAAACUGGGGUCAUAGAACAUGAGCACCCAGUAAACAAAAUCUCCUUUAUUGCUCGAGAUGUGACUGACAACCGUGCAUUUGGCUAUGUUUGUGGAGGAGAAGGACAGCACCAGUUUUUUGCCAUAAAAACGGCACAACAGGCAGAACCGCUAGUAGUUGAUCUUAAGGAUCUCUUCCAAGUAAUUUAUAACAUCAAGAAAAAGGAGGAAGAAGAUAAGAAAAAGAAUGGCAGUGAAGCCCUGACUGAUCAAGUUGACAAAAUAAAACUGGGUGUUGACCAGAUGGAUUUGUUCGGUGAUAUGUCCACUCCUCCUGACCUGAACAGUCCCACAGAGACUAAAGAUAUCCUGUUAGUGGAUCUAAACUCUGAAAUUGAGAGCACUCUCUCUUCUGUAAAAGAGAGUCCCUUCUUGAAUGGCAUCACCGCCUCUCUUCCACAACCCAAGUCACAGACACCUUUCUUGCCUGAAAGUUCUUUCACUACCAAUCUGAGCUUCUUCCCCACACCCAAUCCAGAUCCUUUCAGUGAUGAUCCUUUUGCACAACCAGACCAAUCUGCACAACCUUCAUUUGAUUCUUUAAAAUCUCCAAUUCAGAAGAAGGAAAGUCUGAGCUUCUUGGGUAAUGGUGCUGUAAAUGGUGAUAUUGACUACUUUGGUAAACAGUUUGACCAGAUUUCUAAUAGAACUGGCAAACAGGAGAUGCAGACAAGCCAGUGGCCAGUUGAGAGUAAGCCAAUGCAGCCAGCAGCAAGGACACAAAAUGGGGUGCCCGAAAGAGAACAGAAUGGUUUUCUGACCAAAUCAUCCAACCUAUUUGCGGAAAGCCCUUCCAAAGGAUUGUUGCUACAAAAUGGAGCAAAGCUGGACUCUGAAAGCAAUAUCCAGCUCAUGUCACAUGACUCAAUAACAAUUAGCCCACCUCCACAAAGUACCAAGCCAGGAAGAGGAAGGAGGACUGUUAAGACCCCAGCAAGUGACUUGUUCAGCUCAGAUAUCUUUGCAUCUACUACAACAGAGGCCCCAGGCCUGACUUCUGCAUCACAACCUUCACUGGUGCAAACCAAUCCCCUGGAUCUCUUCCGAACCAGUCCUGCCAUCACACCAAUGGCUGGCCUAGGUGGCUUGCCAGCAACAUCUCCAACACCAUGGAGUCAGCAGUCCUCAGUGUUCAGUCCUGCCUCAUCAGUAUUUCCUGCAUCCGUGAUGGGUGCUCAGCCUACAGGAUUUACUCAACCGCUGGCCUUCAGUGCUCCUCCAGCAGUCUCUGGUUGGGGUCAGCCGGCAUCCUUUGGAGCCCCUUCUCCAUCUCCUGGUCUCUGGGGUCAGCCAGCCCAUGUCUCCUCUACUACAUGGGCACCACCAUCCACCAUUGGAAAUCCUUUCCAGACCAGUGUGUUUCCAACUCCUACACAGUCUCCUGCUAUGUUGUCUUCUGUCUCUGCAACUAGCCCUCCUCAGCCACCACCGAGAAUUGCACUCCUGAAGGAGCCAUCCAAGAAGGAAAGUGAUGCCUUCACCGCCUUAGACCCACUAGGGGAUAAAGAGAAAAAGGAUGUAAAAGAGCUGUUUAAAGACUUCCAGCUGACAAAGCCACCCGCAGUACCAGCAAGGAGGGGAGAACAGCAGCCAAGCCUUCUAGGUGCUUCUGGUGCUUUCACUAGUUACUUUAAUAGCAAAGUGGGCAUUCUUCAAGACAACACUGAUCAUGACGACUUGGAAGCCAAUCAGUUGUUUACUAAAAUCAGUGAACCACCGAAACCUGCUCCCAGACAAAGCACUGUGCCAGCUUCCAAGCCUGACAGCCUGUUUGAAAACCCCUUUGAAACAGAUCCUUUCAGCACCUCCUCACAACUCUCUACUGCAUCUCAGCCGUUGCCAUCUUCUGAUCUGUUUGAUCCUUUUGGAAACCCAUUUGCAUAAUUUGAAAGGUGUAAUGAGCAAAGGACAAAUGGAAUAACCAGAUACAUCACCAUUUUCUACAAGGGGUCUCUUUCUUUGCAUUGCCUGUCUGCCUUCAUCUUUGUUGCCUCUGAGUGUUAAAUGUCUGCUGUGGACUGAAAUAUGAGUCCUCCUAGUGAACCUGCUGUUAACAUAAUUCAAGAUGAAGCCAAGGAAAACACCCAUACUUUCGUGCUUGAGGUCCAGAUUCAAGUUGGUGGAUGUGAAUUCUUGUUCUGUAGCCUCUCCAGUUUCUUCUGAUUAAGAACUACUUAUGUCUUGUAGGAACACUGACUUUUCAGUCUUGUUAUGGCUUUUUUUAAAGAUGAUCACCUACACUUAAACCUUGAGGCACUUGAUUGUAAUAGUUGGGUACCCAUUUUGAGGCAGAAAUCAUGCAUUCUCCUCCACAUUGGGAAAAGGAAUUGUGGUUUUAGAAUUUUGCAAAUUCUGCAUCACUUGUAUUUCAAGUGUGGGGAAACUUACCUGUAUUUCACUGAUGGUGCUGUCUCUACAAAAUGGCAGCCAACUAAAGGUUGUUUUAAACCUCUUUUCAAUGUACAAUAGUCUUCUUGCAUUUAUGGUGAUAGUACAACUGGUGAUGUCUUAUGGCUUUCCUCUUUCUCUAUAGCAGAAAACAAAGUGCAUGCCAAUUCAUAUUGAAGAUGGCAAAACAUGGCUGCCGAAUCUGGAGAGGCAGGGAGUAUAUGGAACAAACUCAAUCAAAACUGUUUCUGCUUCACAAGUUAAAGUUUUAGGAUCUGAAUUGGACCAAAAGCUGCUUAAAAAUACCUCAUACAAAUUUCAACUUGUUAAAACCUCAGGCAGUAGACUCCUCAAAGGGUUUUUGGGGCACAGAGGGAGAGCAAUCAAAUAGGGUACUGGAUCCUAUUUUCUGUCAAAGCUUGACAGAUGACACUAAGCAAGUGGGUUUCUUGUGGAAUCUAAUUUGGUAAAUGUCCCUAUUGCUCUGAACACAAAUCAAUGAGCUGUUGUCACAGCAUGGUUCCUGUAUCGGUUGGAAAGGCAAGUGGCAAUCUUGUAUUAAUCUUUACUUCACUUGAUUGAUACCUUAGUCUUGUGCAUUUUGAUGCACCUCAUUUGAGGUAGCUAUCCAUCUCUCAAACAAGAUAGUACAGAGGUUCAAAGAUACUAACUGGCUUGUAUGUAAAUCAGUCACUUAUAAACUAAAUUGUUAGGGUUACAUAGAUGAUUGGACAGAGGUCUAAAAAGCAAUUACCAUUCUGAUGGCUAGUUUCCUAUUCAAGUUUAGACUUGAAUACUAUCUUUAAUGUUCAAUUGGCCAUCUAAACUCAAGCUAAACUGAGAUUUAGGUCUGGAAAAUCUGCUUGAAGGCAACUUUAGUCAAUUCAGCCAGUUGUGCAACUUGUUCUGUAUAUAACCUUUUCUUUUGUGCACUUUCCUGCAAUGCAAUGAAGUUAUGAAUUUAAGUACUUGUGUCAAACUGGAAAUGUAGAAACUUCAGAUGUUACUAUUAUGUAAACUGUAGUCUCAAGUAAUGGUUUCUAAUGACAUUAAAAAAUGCAGCUCUUAA